Molecule: messenger RNA, 2574 nt
Organism: Triticum aestivum (bread wheat)
Lineage: Eukaryota; Viridiplantae; Streptophyta; Magnoliopsida; Poales; Poaceae
Product: serine carboxypeptidase-like 19
Exons: 14
Coding region: 34-2073 (679 amino acids)
Biological process (GO): proteolysis; secondary metabolic process
Molecular function (GO): acyltransferase activity, transferring groups other than amino-acyl groups; serine-type carboxypeptidase activity
Source: RefSeq, a predicted model, not a curated record
ACAGCCAGGGGAGCAAGGUUUCAUCGGGAAACCAUGGAGGCGCAAGUGUCUCGGCCCCUCAUGGAGAUGGCCCUCCCCCUGCGGCUCAUCUUCCUCCUCUGCUUCUUAUCCGCUCUGCCACGUCACUGUCACUUCCUCGCCGCCGAUGCUACUUCGACGCUCGUCGCCAGCCUCCCAGGCUUCGAUGGCCCCCUCCCCUUCCGGCUUGAGACCGGGUACGUGUGUCAAGCACGUACGUUCUUGGACACUCCUACGUUGCAGGUCCACUCGUUUACAAGCUCCUCGUCCAUGGUCCGGAUCUUUUCUUUUCACAACAAAUGUGAUGCGGUUGCAUUUCACUCCACUCAUCGUGAAGGAUCCUUUGUCCUGAGUCCUGACACACACCAUGGACCAUGCCCUGCUCCACGGCGGAACAAGCCAGGCGUCGCCGCUUUGAGGGUUGUAUACUCGAGAAGAAGACGACACGUGCUGUUGCCCCGGGUGUGUGUCGUUUCCGCGUGUCAGGGCGCCGAGGCGUACUACGGUGUGCUCUCUGUCUCCAGUACCGGAAAACACUGGAAAAGACCCACGAAGGACUUCAAUAAUAAAAAAACAAAAUGUCAGCGGCUAGAGGUCAGGUGGAGCAGCCGAUGGAAGUGGGCAAGUACGAACAGCCAGGGAGCAAGUUUUCGUCGGAAAACCAUGGAGGCGCAAGUGCCUCGGCCCCUGCGGCUCAUCUUCCUCCUCUGCUUCUUCUCCGCUCUGCCACGCCGCUGCCGCUUCCUCGCCGCCGAGGCGGCUCCAACGCUCGUCGCCAGCCUUCCAGGCUUCGAUGGCCCCCUCCCGUUCCGGCUUGAGACCGGGUACGUGACCGUGGACGAGCAGAACGGCUCGGAGCUGUUCUACUACUUCAUCGAGUCGGAGGGCGACUCACGGAGCGACCCGGUCAUCGUCUGGAUCACCGGUGGCGACCGCUGCAGCGUCCUGAGCGCGUUGCUCUUCGAGAUAGGUCCGUUGAAAUUAAUCGGAGAGCCCUACAAUGGCACCAUACCGCGGCUGCGGUACCACCCCUACGCAUGGACCAAAGUUGCCAGUGUCCUGUUCGUGGACUCGCCGGUCGGCGCCGGGUUCUCCUUCUCCCGGGACCCCAGAGGCUAUGAUGUUGGGGAAGUCUCUUCUUCGCUGCAGCUCAAAAAGUUCCUCACCAAGUGGUUCACCGAGCAUCCUGAUUACCUUCCAAAUCCUUUCUACGUCGGAGGAGACUCAUCCGGUGGAAAGAUCGUUCCAUUUCUCGCACAGAAGAUCUCAGAAGAUAUUGAAGCUGCAGUGAGGCCGUUAAUUAAUCUUAAGGGCUAUCUGGUCGGCAACCCGGCUACCGGUGAAUACAACAUCGAUUAUGGAUCGAGAGUGCCAUAUCUUCAUGGAAUGGGCAUAAUUUCAGAUCAGUUGUAUGAGAUGAUAAUGGAGCAUUGCCAAGGGGAAGAUUAUAGCAACCCCAAGAAUUCGCUCUGCGCUCAAGCUUUGGAUAGAUCCAACCAACUGUGGAAUGAAAUUUCACAUCCACACAUUUUGUACAAAAAGUGUGUCUAUGCGUCUUCCAAACCAAACGACGGGAGUACAGAAAGAAAGAUCCUAAAGGAGGAAGUAGGAGUACUUAAGCAUCCACCUCCUCGUCCUCCAAUGGGUUGCCAGAACUAUGUUAAUUACCUAUCAUAUUUUUGGGCUAACAACAACAUCACUAGGAAAGCCCUUGGGAUCAAGAAGGGGAGCAAGGAUGAAUGGGUGAGGUGCCACGAACGAGAUCUACCUUAUUCUUUGGAGAUCAAGAGCACAGUAAAGUACCAUCGUAAUAUGACGCUAAAAGGUUAUCGUGCACUGGUAUAUAGUGGAGACCAUGAUUCUGUUAUACCAUUUCUGGGUACACAGUCUUGGCUGAGAUCACUCAAUUUCCCGGUAGUGGAUGAGUGGAGGGCUUGGCAUCUAAAUGGACAGUCCGCGGGAUUCACCAUAACAUACACAAACAACCUGACGUUUGCUACGGUAAAGAGCCCGUGGAGUUCGGCGCUGCUCCGUCCGCUCUGGGAGCGCACUUGAGGAGCGGAGUGGAUCCGAACAGGGUCAUAUUCACACUAAGUACUUGUAAAGGAUACAAAAAGAAAAGACCAAUAUGUGGGUCUAUGAUAUUUAUUUUUGGACGGUGGGAGUACUAUAGAUCUUUUUUGAGAGUCCAAUUCGACUACAAUUGAAAACAUGAGAGUUGUACAUCUAGUCCGAAAUUGCUAAUGGAGCUCCAGCUCCAUGGAGCCAACAUUUCAAAAAUUCAAAAAUUAAAUUUUUAGAUUUAAAAAAAAUAUCUGAAAGUACACACAUACCUAUGGAUGUAUACCACUUGUCUCUAAAGUUUCAUGGUGAAAUACCUAACAAGCUACAAAAAAAACCCAUCUAUUUCUAGCGCAUGUACUUUCACUAUAAAAGUACGUACAUGAAUUUCUUCUUUUACAGCUCACAUAAAAAACUAUUUCAUAAUAAAAAUUUAUCCCAAAUGAUAGUGCCACACGUGUGGCACGAAGUAACACCGUCCUGAUGUUUUUUACA